This is a messenger RNA of Equus quagga, 3520 nucleotides long. It is a transcript of the gene MAP2K7, whose product is annotated as mitogen-activated protein kinase kinase 7. The transcript is spliced from 12 exons. The coding region runs from base 106 to 1413 and encodes 435 amino acids. Gene Ontology annotation, biological process: protein phosphorylation. The record is from RefSeq and is a predicted model, not a curated record. NCBI's taxonomy places the organism in Eukaryota, Metazoa, Chordata, Mammalia, Perissodactyla, Equidae. Gene Ontology annotation, molecular function: protein kinase activity; ATP binding.
CGGGGGAGACGGCGGCUCGGCGGGGUCAUCCGCGCGCAGGCGCAGUGCGGUGUUUGUCUGCCGGACUGACGGGCGGCCGGGCGGUGCGCGGCGGCGGCGGGGAAGAUGGCGGCGUCCUCCCUGGAGCAGAAGCUGUCCCGCCUGGAAGCAAAGCUGAAGCAGGAGAACCGCGAGGCCCGGCGGAGGAUCGACCUCAACCUGGAUAUCAGCCCCCAGCGGCCCAGGCCCAUUAUUGUGAUCACUCUAAGCCCUGCUCCUGCCCCGUCCCAACGAGCAGCCUUGCAGCUCCCGCUGGCUAAUGAUGGCGGCAGCCGCUCCCCGUCUUCCGAGAGCUCCCCGCAACACCCUACGCCGCCCGCCCGGCCCCGCCACAUGCUGGGGCUGCCACCCACCUUGUUCACACCCCGCAGCAUGGAGAGCAUUGAGAUUGACCAGAAGCUGCAGGAGAUCAUGAAGCAGACGGGCUACCUGACCAUCGGGGGCCAGCGCUACCAGGCAGAAAUCAACGACCUGGAGAACCUGGGGGAGAUGGGCAGUGGCACUUGCGGCCAGGUAUGGAAGAUGCGCUUCCGGAAGACAGGGCACGUGAUCGCCGUCAAGCAAAUGCGGCGCUCGGGGAACAAGGAAGAGAACAAGCGCAUCCUCAUGGAUCUGGACGUGGUGCUCAAGAGCCACGACUGCCCCUACAUUGUGCAGUGCUUCGGGACCUUCAUCACCAAUACGGACGUCUUCAUUGCCAUGGAGCUCAUGGGCACGUGCGCCGAGAAGCUCAAGAAGCGGAUGCAGGGCCCCAUCCCCGAGCGCAUCCUGGGCAAGAUGACGGUGGCGAUCGUGAAGGCGCUCUACUACCUGAAGGAGAAGCACGGCGUGAUCCACCGAGACGUCAAGCCCUCCAACAUUCUGCUGGACGAGCGGGGCCAGAUCAAGCUGUGCGACUUCGGCAUCAGCGGCCGCCUCGUCGACUCCAAAGCCAAGACGCGGAGCGCUGGCUGCGCCGCCUACAUGGCACCUGAGCGCAUUGACCCUCCAGACCCCACCAAGCCAGACUAUGACAUCCGGGCCGACGUGUGGAGCCUGGGUAUCUCCUUGGUGGAGCUGGCGACGGGACAGUUUCCGUACAAGAACUGCAAGACGGACUUUGAGGUGCUCACCAAGGUCCUGCAGGAGGAGCCCCCGCUCCUGCCCGGUCACAUGGGCUUCUCAGGGGACUUCCAGUCCUUCGUCAAAGACUGCCUUACUAAAGAUCACAGGAAGAGACCAAAGUAUAAUAAGCUACUUGAACACAGUUUCAUCAGGCGCUACGAGACGCUGGAGGUGGAUGUGGCAUCCUGGUUCAAGGACGUCAUGGCGAAGACUGAGUCGCCCCGGACUAGCGGAGUCCUGAGCCAGCACCACCUGCCUUUCUUCAGGUAGCCACGUGGUGGCGGCCAGCCCUGCCGGGGGCCAGGGGCAUGGCCACAGGCCCCCCUGCCCCACCCGGCCACCCAGCUGCCCGCCAGGGGAGACCUGGGACCUGGACGGCCGCCAAGGGCUGAGGACAGAAAGUAGGGGGCGCCGAGCCACCCCCGACUCCCUGCCCACCAGCCGUGGACAGACGGGCCACCAGGCCCAGCCCUUCCUGACCCGGGCUCAGCCGGCCGUGCGUCCCCCGACAGACACUGUGAACGGAAGACAGCAGGCCGCGAGCAGACUCGCUAUUUAUUCAGCCGUAACCUCUGGGCUGGGGCGGCCCCCAGGGGCUGGGAGAGAGCCGCCCGUCCUGCACCCUCCCACACUCGCCCCCGCGGGCUCUCCCCUCCGCCUUGUCCCACGCACACGCUUCCUGGCCCCGUGUCCCUCUCUGUCACCUCCCUCUCUACCUCUCUGGCUUUCCCAUCGCCUUCCCUGCCUCUGCCUCUCUCCUGGCCCAAGCCUGCCCCCCUACCCGCGGGACCCCUGGGGCCACAGGCCACCAGCGAGCAAUGAGUGGCGUCCUGGCCGUGGGAAGGCGUGCUGAGCAUUGCGACUGCAGCCGGCCCUGGGCCGGUCUCUCUCUGUCUCUCUCUCUCUCUCUUUGAUCUCAGGGGGUCCUUUUUGGAGUUUAUUGUAUUUUAUUGUACUUGGUGGGGCGUUUGGGGGUGGGGGGGAGGAGAAGAGCUCGUCUCAUGGGGUUUGUCGGUACCUUCAGAAACUUUUACCAAAGUCAUGUUGAGCUGCUUGUGGGGGAGCCCCCACCCGCCCACCCGUGGGCAGUGGAGGGCUGGGGGCCGAGCUGGGGGGCCUGGGCCGCUGCGCAUUAUCGGCCCAGCCCAGCCCAGGAGAGACUGGUCCUGAAGGUAGGCUCUGGGGGCUCCUCCUCCCUCAGGGCUGGAGACUGGCCACAGCUUGAGGGGGUGAGUUGAGGACCUCAGGGGGCGCGGAGGGAGCCCAAGGGGCCGUGGCCACCCAGGGUGGCCUUCAGGGAAGGCAGGCGCGGGGCGAGGUGGAGGGCAGGAGACGCCGGUGCAGCAGGGAGGCGGCAGAGGGAAGGGAUGGCGGGAGUGGGGGCCGCGGGGCCCAGGGAGGCAGGACGGAGGGUGCAGGGAGUGGAUGCGGGGGUUCUAGGACGUGUGACAGGGACAGAGGUGGGCAGGCCGAGGGCUGGGCGUGCGGAGGCAGUCACGCCCUCAUGGUGCCCCUGAGCGCCCCUCGACUCACCCAGGGCUGGCCAGUCCCUAGCCCGCCUGGAGGCCAGGCCGUGGUCCCCCCAGCCCUCCGCAGCAGCCAGAGCAGGAGGGGGGGGGUCUUUCUUUUUGUUGGUCAUGCAUGCAAAUCAAGUGGACAACAAACAAAGUAACAAAAAAAAAGAAAAAAAAAAACCCCACAAAACCAUAAAAACCAACCACACCAAAGGUGAGGCCCCUCGCUGGCUGUAGCCGCCGCGUCUAGACUAAGGCGGCCCUGUAGCCUCUGUCCUCUGACUCCUUACUCGCCGUGGUCACAAGAUGCCGCAUGUGUCAGAAGUACUCCAAGUCAUCCUCUCUCUGCCCCCCGGGGCACGGCCACCUUCUCUGGCCCCAGGUCCCCUUUGUGAGGGGAUGGGGCAGGGUGGGGGGCCACAAGCCCGGUCUCCGCUCCCUCCCUGGCCGGGCCCACAGCCCCAGGGGCCUGAGCGGGGAGCCCGAAGGGCGCGUGGCUGGUCCCAGGGCCCGCGCAGGCCCGAGCCCGGCUGCCUCGGUUUCUUUUUAUUUAACUUUCUUUUCUGUUUUGUGAGUGUGUGUCCGCCCCCCCCCCCCUUCAGUGUUAAGUGGAAGUCCUGGGGGAGCCUCUGUUCCCCCUCUCCCACGUCACGUCCUCCCCUGCGUCACCGGUCACCAGCCAUCCCUCUCAACCAGGCAGAGGGCGGAGCCGGCAGGCAGGGGCCUGGGGCGGCCUGGCCCAGCCCACUGGCCCAAGACCCCUCUCAGGCCGCCAGUAUUGCCCUGUCCGUUUUUAAAACGAAACGCCCUCGUUUGUAAAUCCUUAGACGCUUGAGAAUAAAACCCUUCCCUUUUCUUCCACU